UUCAGCUUAGAACUGCGAACUCCGACUUGAAGCGAUCACCUGGAAACUGAGCAAAGACCUGUGGGUGGUCCUCCGACCCCACUUUAGAACAGACCUCACCACAGCCUCCUCCUCAUGAAGUUUCAGAGUAGAAAAGCGAGAGCUUUAGAGAGCUCAGGUCGACUCGUUUUACCGCUGCAUAGGUGGAGCAGAGCGAGCGUGGAACUAUCAACCAAAGAGAAGCAGACAGCAGCGCAGGUGUGUCGGAUGAAAGAAACAGGAAGCCAUUGGACAUUAUCCGGUGCAGCUCGGAUAAUACGUUCUUGUGAUGGAGUGGCGUGAGCAGUCUGCUGUCAGCAGUGAUGAAGCCUACAUGGAGGCGCAGAGGUGGAUAGAGGCUGUAACUAAGAAGAAAUUUGGGAGCAACGACUUCCGAUCAGCACUGGAGAAUGGCGUUCUGUUGUGUGAUCUGAUCAACAAGAUCAAGCCUGGUGUGAUCAGGAAGAUUAACAGGCUGCCCACUCCUAUCGCUGGACUGGACAACCUAAACGUCUUCCUCAAGGCCUGCGGGAAGCUCGGACUAAAGGAAGCACAGCUCUUUCACCCAGGAGAUCUUCAGGACUUAUCCACAAGAGUUACAGUCAAGGAUCAAGAGACCAACAGGAGGCUGAAAAAUGUGUUGAUCACCAUUUACUGGCUGGGUAGAAGAGCUCAGAGUGAACGCUUCUAUGAUGGACCUUACCUGAAUUUCAAGGCAUUUGAAGGAUUAUUGGGCACAGCGCUAUACAAGGCUCUGCACGAAUCACCAAAUCCGAAAGGCAGCAACGUCAGAGACAGCGGUUUCGGAGAUAGCUGGUACUCAGAGCGAGAGGAGCUCCAGCAACUAAGAGAAGAAGGAGGAGGAGGAGGAGGAGGUGGACACAGAAGAGACGACUCCUUGGACAGCUUGGACUCUUUGGGCUCCAGACCCCACAGCAUCUCUUCUGAGACCACUCUUAAAGGCGGCAGCGAGGGUUGUUGCAGUGACACCGAGGUGGACUCCGUUUUCAAGAUGACUGAGAACAAGGACCUCACUUACCGCCGGUCGGUAUCCAUCACACCAAAGGCCAGUGCACCGUUUAACCAGUUCCUACCCACUAAAGACAAACAGGCCGCUUACGUUCCUGCUCCGCUGAGGAAGAAACGAGCUGAACGCAACGAGGACAACCGGCGCAGCUGGGCCAACCCCUCAUACUCAGAGGAGGAGGGAACACUUACCAGACAGCCCCAAAUGCAAGAGAGUAUCGACGGGAGUAAAUCAACAAGUGAUAUCCAAAUCGAGUCGGCACCUAACCGGCAGGCUCGUUACGAAGAGCUGCAGAAGCAUCGUGAGAAGAUAAAGGACAGCGAUGAUAAGUGGCAGGAUGACCUGACUAAAUGGAAGAGCCGUCGCAGGAGCGUCAACUCUGACAUUGUGAAGAAGAAGGAGGAGAGGGAGAAGAUAGACCUGAUCACCCACAGCAACAGAAAGUCCAAGACCUUCAAGGAGAUGCAAGAGGACAGAGAAACCAAAGGAGACAGCGUCGGCAGCCGUUUCAGAUCUCUCUCUUACCUGGACGACGACGAGGACGUGUUUGAGAAACCUGUCACAUCCCCACGUACCCGAACCCUUCCUGCACGGGGCUUCACCAUUGACACUCCUUACCAUUCCUCUGAGCCUUCUCUGAAAGAAGAAGAACCUCCUGCUGCCUCCCCAGCUAUAGGCAGGGCUGCUUCACCUCCAACCUCAAAGGGAGUUGACAUUGUGGACAGUCCUGCAGGCAGAGACUUCACCACCACCACCAGCACCACUUCCAGCAUCACUCCCAGCUCUCUGCGCAGCUCCUGGUCUCCUGCAGCUGAACCUCCACAGAAGAAACCGGUCACAGAGUACAGCAGUACUUUCAAAACAAAGGAUACCACAACAGUUCUAACCUCUUCCAGCUCCUUGCCAAAAGUGCCCGAGCCAAGGCGCCCUUUGUUGGUCCCUCAAAGUGCGGUGGAGGCCCCUUCUUCUGGUUCUCUGUAUAAACAACAACCACAGAUCAGCUCAAUGGAACCCAAGCCUCCAGGGGUAUCUCGGGUUUCCGCCUCCCUCCCCAGGAGCUACCAGAGAUCGGAUAGCGCACGUAUAACCUCAGUUGUGACGCCAAGACCCUUUGGGACCAGCUCGUCCCGCCUCACCUCGCUUCCCCGACCAUAUACAACGGAGGAAUCCCAAAAGCGUGUUAACGGCGACGUGGACGCUUCCAAGAAGUCAUCAGUCCCAAGCCGCUAUCACCAGUUCAUGACCUCUGAGGACGACGCUCACUCCCAGUCCAGCUCGUCCCACAGCAGUGAAGGCGAGGAGGAAGAGGAGGAGGAGGAAGAAAGCAAGACAGCACCCAAGAGCAUCACCUCUACUCAGAGCGUGUCACCUGUUGCUCCUCAGGUCAAAAGUGUCACACCUGUCUUACCUCCAUUCAAGAGUGAGGCCCCCGUCAGUCCUGCUCCAGCCAAAGAAACCAGCCAGGAGAACUUCUGUGAGAUGCGGGUCAGCCUGAACCAGAAGCCAAACAGCAGCAGAGACUUUGGCUUCAAGGCAGCCUGGGACUCCACAGGAGCUCGAGUCACCUCCAUCCAGCCAGGCAGCUCGGCUGAGAUGUGCCAGCUUCAGGUGGGAGACGAGGUCUUGGCCGUGAACAAACACCAGGUGGCAGACAUGAGCUACAUGGACUGGAAGUCCUGCAUGGAGGAGGCUCUGCAGGAGGGCAGUCUGGUCAUGGAUAUACGCCGUCAUGGCAAGAACAGUUCCCCUGAUAACACUGUCAGCCCCAGCCUGGAUUUCACCUCUCUCAAUUCUCCGGAAAAGCUGUCAUCCAAAGAGGCACCUACCCACCAAGUCAUCGAUGUGGCUUCAAAUGGAGUUAAUGGAGGUUUCCGUGAGGAGUCGGUGACCAUAAGGAACAAAGAGUCAGAACCCAUAUCUUUGAAAAACUUAAAACGGAGGUCAGAGUUUUUUGAACAAGGAGGAUCAGAUUCUGUGAUGCCUGAUAUUCCUGUCCCUGCCAUCACUCCAUCUUCCAGUCGUUGGUCAUGGGAUCCAGAAGAGGAGCGUAGAAGACAAGAGAAAUGGCAGAAGGAGCAGGAGCGCCUCCUGCAGGAGAAAUACAAACGCGACCAUGAGAAACUGCAGGAGGAGUGGGAUAAGGCUCAGGAGGAGCUUUCCAACAGCAGAGACCAACACCAGCCCGGCAGCCUGGAGGUGAACACCCUCAGCCCACACUCUCCCGUCAGCUACGCAGUCUCUCCUCCGUGGGAAGAGGAAGAGAGAAAGAGGAAGGAGGAGCAGGAGCGCCAAAGGCAGGCGGAGGAGAGGAGAAAGAGGGAAGAGGAGGAGCGGGAGCUGCAGCGCCUGCAGGAGGAGAGGAAGAGGAAAGAGAGAGAGGCUGAAGAGGAGAGGAAGAGGAUGGAGAUAGAGGCAGAGGAGGAGAGGAAGAGGAGGGAGGAAGAGGAUCUGAGACAGCAGAGGAGGCAAGAGGAGGAAAGGGAGGAGCAGAGAAGGCGGCAGGAGGCUUGGGAGCAGCAGCAGAGGGAGAGGCAGAGGGCCUUCGAGCAGCAGCAGCAGCAGCAGCAGCAGCAGCAGCAGCAGCAGCAGCAGUGGACAAAAUCCAAGUCAACUCCCCAGCUUGAUGAGGAGGACAAACUGCAGAGGAGAGUGUCAGGUAGCGGAGGCCUAGACAGGAAGGGUCAGCAGUCCUCAUCGCAGGCUGAGGCAGAGCGGCAGCAGAUCCUGAAUGAGAUGAAGAAGAAGACUUCGCUGUUGACGGACAACAGCUGGAUCCGCCAGCGCGCCAAUGAGCCCCCCGCCAACAAAGACCCUGAUAUGCCACCUAUUCGCAGGGGUGAGUCUCUUGACAACCUGGACUCCUCCUAUAACUCCUGGCGCUCAUCAUGGACGCCAAGAAGCAGCUCAUCCAUCCCAAACUACACCCGCCCUCAAUCUGCCCUCUCCGGCAGCACUAACUCUUACCAGGGCUGGUCGGGGGCCCAGAGGCCGGUCUCAUCCACUUUGCCCUCCUCCUACUCCAUGGGCUCCCUGCGAGGCGGAGCAGUGACCCCCACAGCCCCUUGGUCCCGGCAGUCCACCUCCCCCUCUCUCUCCUCUCCGUCGCCCACCACUUCUCCAGAGCCCACGUCUGAGUUUGGCGCCCCUCAGCAGAGGAGCAGGUCAGUGAGUGGAAAGAAAAUCUGUACGUUCUGUGACAGCCCGCUGGGAAAGGGAGCAGCCAUGAUCAUCGAGUCCCUCGGGCUCUGUUAUCAUUUGGGCUGUUUUAAGUGCAUCGACUGUAAGUCUGACCUCGGGGGAACGGAGGCUGGGGCUGAAGUCAGAAUACGAAACAAACAGCUCUUCUGCAACUCCUGCUACAUGCGAUUCAAAACUGGGCAGCCCACCGCCAUGUGACAUGACCGUGCUCCAGCAGAUUGAUGAAGAAACUACUUGUGACAACAACCCAUGAACUUUAAAGUUGAACCAGUGAAGCCUCUGCAAGCAGCCGGGGUGCUUCAGUUUGGACCGUCUUCUAUUUUAAACUUGCAGAUGAGAAUUAUAUUUGUGCUUUAUUCAGUGUGUGAUUGAGAGGGUAAGCUUACAAAGACAAUAUCUACUUAUAUCAAAUUAAGUAUUACUGUUGUACAAAGUGUAAGGGUCCUGCAUGCGCCAGAGUUUUUUAAUGUUCUAGCCACAAAACUAGUUAACACAUGAAAUUGUCUUUAAGAUUUCUGAGGCAGAUUUUAGCAUAUGCAGAGAGAAUUUUCUGGAGGGUGAUCUCUUAUUCAUGCUUCUUUUUUCCCCUCUGUCUUGUGGAAUUAAUGCUUUUGUCAACCAAGGUCUUAUGUCUAUGUGCCUUUUUCGUUUGUAACAGGGAGAAGUUAUUUGAGAUUAUUAGAGCUUUCUAAAUAUAUUUAAAACUGCUUGGAUAGCACUUGUCUUGAGGUUUCAGGAGUAUUGUACACACGAGCAGGUUUCUGAGUGAAGAAUAUAUCGUCCUGAAUGGCAUUGAACAGCAAACAUUUGUAAAUAAAACAACUAAAUGCUUA
Molecule: messenger RNA, 5076 nt
Organism: Notolabrus celidotus (New Zealand spotty)
Lineage: Eukaryota; Metazoa; Chordata; Actinopteri; Labriformes; Labridae
Product: LIM domain only protein 7-like
Exons: 29
Coding region: 308-4441 (1377 amino acids)
Biological process (GO): regulation of signaling; regulation of cell adhesion
Molecular function (GO): protein binding
Source: RefSeq, a predicted model, not a curated record